AUGAAGCUCCUCGUAACAUUAUUCGUGUUCUUCUCGUGCGGUAUUCUUUACGUCAAGGCAAGGGUGGAUGGAAAUGAAAAUAUCCGCGGGCUCGGUCCUGUGAACGGCGAUCCCAACGACAAAUACUAUUACGGACAGGAGGAUUAUCUCGAGGCCAUCUCUGUACCGAAGGCUUGGAGUAUCCUGGACUCUAUACCAAAGAGAACGCAGGUGACCAUCGCAGUUAUAGACGAUGGAAUCGAGGCAAGUCACCCUGAUUUGAAGGGCGUCGUCAUCGAGGGCUACAACGUCGUUGAUAAAAAUAGUGAUACCAGUCCACGAGGACCGCAUGGAACCUACAUGGCUGGCAUCAUUGGCGCUAUCAGAAAUAACAAGAUCGGUAUAGCGGGUAUUCUGAACGAUGUGCGUAUACUGCCCAUAUCUACGGGUCACGCCCCAGGUCAGCUGCGUGCCAUUGAAGCUUUUGAAUAUCUCAUGCGUGAGAUGAGAGGCGAUGUUAAAGUGGUCUUGUUUGCGCUUGGCCGCGAAGAACCCCUCCCAAUCCUGAUGGAGAGGAUUCACGCAGUCGUUGCAGCUGGCAUGCUCGUUGUGUUGGGUGCAGGAAAUAAGCAUAUGGACAUGGACAAGGUCAAGUACUAUCCUUGUUCCGGCCGUGAACUACUCAGCGAAGGAGUUAUCUGUGUUGCAGGAACAAAGGGUGCCAAAAUGCAGCUUUACGACGGAA
Molecule: messenger RNA, 724 nt
Organism: Perkinsus marinus ATCC 50983
Lineage: Eukaryota; Perkinsozoa; Perkinsida; Perkinsidae
Product: thermitase, putative
Exons: 1
Biological process (GO): proteolysis
Molecular function (GO): serine-type endopeptidase activity
Source: RefSeq, a predicted model, not a curated record